This is a messenger RNA of Oncorhynchus kisutch (coho salmon), 1993 nucleotides long. RefSeq names its product extracellular serine/threonine protein kinase FAM20C. Gene Ontology annotation, molecular function: protein serine/threonine kinase activity. The record is from RefSeq and is a predicted model, not a curated record. The transcript has 4 exons. NCBI's taxonomy places the organism in Eukaryota, Metazoa, Chordata, Actinopteri, Salmoniformes, Salmonidae. Gene Ontology annotation, biological process: enamel mineralization; protein phosphorylation. Gene Ontology annotation, cellular component: Golgi apparatus. The coding region runs from base 917 to 1927 and encodes 336 amino acids.
UUAUGUCACUAUCGCUGUUUGCAUGUAGACGCAGCCAAUCUCUUCCCUAUGACGCCGGCGAGGCUGGGCUCAGACGGGUUUGAUCAUAAUAUUUAACACACCCACCCAGUAAGAGCACGAUAUUAGUUCGACUGAGAAGUAUAACAGCCACGGGACAAGUGGAAGCGAAAAUCUCUGCACCUGCCAAGCGGUGUAGCCUACUGGCUCUGCUGUUCCUUGAACGGAAAGACGGAGACGGGGGAUUUAUACAUUUGACAGGAUCUGGCCUAGGCUUGCAUCCAGGUAUCUUCAGCUGACAAAGCGUCACAUGUUUUUUUUUUUAAAUCUCUUCGAUUUUUUUGCGUUGCUUUUCUUUAACGCAUUUUUUGUGCCUGUUGCUAUUUCCUACAAGGACUGUGGCUACAUUUUUUAAAUCUGAAAUUGAAUAAAGAAUGUCCCUCGGACUUUUAACAAAAAUGACGAUUGGACAGCAUUGACACGUUUUUAUGCUCAGCAUUGCAUGUUCUGAGGAUGGAACAGUGCUUUCGCAACACAAUUGUGCUAAAACACGUUUAAAAUUCCCUAAACUAUUCACUGCUAUUACGAUUAGAUAUUGUUUUGUGUCGUAUUCAGAAUAGCCACAGACCUAUUUGCUUUAAGGUGCCUGCUCUCCGCAAUGAGUCGGCAUGUCCAUCUGGCUGAAUAUGAAUCAUUCAGUCUUUUCUAAAAGACCAGCGCUCUGUGCGUAAACAUGGAGUUUCUGAUAUAACACGGAUUAUGUUUGGAAUGACCAGAAAAAAAUAGCAAAAUUAUCUACAUUGGGUUUUUGCUCCAUAUUUCACAUGUACUAUACUUUUUAUAUAUAUAUCGGUGUUGUGCGCUGCUUUUAUGGUUUAGUGAUAUAACAACAACUACUUAGAAGUGAAUCCUGUACAAAAUGAUCAAGAUGAUACUGUUUCGUAAAUUUCGAGUUUUGAUACUCAUGGUGUUUUUGGUGGCGUGCACCAUGCACAUUAUGAUAGACUUGCUCCCAAAACUAGAGAAGCGAGCGGCGGGACCGGAAACCGGCAAAGGUGGCUGCCAGUGCACUCACAACCCGAGCGAGGAGGCCGGGAGCUGGGGGAAGCAACGCGCUAGGUCGGUGGCGGAACCGGGCUGGCCUAACAAACACACGCUGAGAAUCCUGCAAGAUUUUAGCAACGAGCCGAGCUCAAACCUCACGUCCCAUUCCCUGGAAAAAAUCACUGCCGCUGGGGAGAGAACGGAGUCUUUCAAACGAAUGAAACAGUACGACGGGGCAGCGGAUAACCAGAAGCCGCUCAUCAGAGACGCCAGCGGGGGUAAGACCGUUGCUGCGACCGGUAUCUUCCGGCUGCCGUCUCUGUUCGAGCACCCUUUAUACAAGACGGACCUGCCGACCCUCACAGACGACGACACCUUGUUCAACGUCAAUACUGACAUCAGGUUAUAUCCGAAAGCAGCGGGGAAUCAAGAAUGGCACAAUGAAGCUAACGUGGAAGAGGAGGAGUACCCCCCUACAGGGGAGGUGACAGCCGAGUCCUACCCCAACUGGCUUCGCUUCCACAUCGGUAUCAACCGCUACGAACUCUACUCCAGACACAACCCUGUCCUGGACUCCCUGCUGAAGGAUCUGGUCACCCAGAGGAUCACCAGUGUGGUCAUGAAGUCAGGAGGAACUCAACUGAAGCUCAUCAUGACCUUCCAUAACUACGGACAGGCGCUGUUCAAGCCCAUGAACAGGACAGGAAAAUGGUUCAGUUCACACACUCAAGAGAACAUCCCUGGUCAUCCCUACUGCCUCUUAUCUGGUGGACUCACUAAACAGAGAACAUCCCUGGUCAUCCCUACUGCCUCUUAUCUGGUGGACUCACUAAACAGAGAACAUCCCUGGUCAUCCCUACUGCCUCUUAUCUGGUGGACUCACUAAACACACAUGCUUCAUUUGUAAAUGAUGUGUUGGAGUGUGCCCCUAGUAUCAUUAAAUAAAAAACAA